AAAUCACACACACACACACACACCUGAUAUAUUGAUUCAUUGUUCCAUCAAACAAGCCUCGUUUUGGAGAGAGAGAGAGAGAGAGAGCAAUAAGAACAUGGCGAAAAAUCCUGAUUGUUCAGAUUCAGACCCACUCAGGUGGGGGGAGGCAGCAGAUUCACACAAGGGAAGUCACUUGGAGGAAGUGAGAGCCAUGGUGGCCGACUACCAGAGGGCCACCGUACAUCUAAGUGGCACGAGGCGGCUGUCGAUUUCGCAGGUGGCGGCGGUGGCUAAUCGGAGCUCCGAUGUCGUGAAGGUGGUGCUAUCGGAGUCGGCUAGGGCCGGCGUGAAGGCGAGCAGUGAUUGGAUAAUUGAAAGCGUCAAGAGUGGGACUCCAAUUUAUGGUGUGACUACAGGCUUUGGUGCUUCUUCUAACAAGCGAACUGACCAAGUCGCUGCUCUUCAAAAGGAGAUGGUCAGAUUCUUAAACUGUGCAAUAUUCGACAAGGGAAAAGAUAUAUGGCACACUCUGCCUCAAGCAGCAAGCAGAGCAGCGAUGCUUGUGAGAGUGAACACAUUGCUUCAAGGCUACUCAGGCAUUCGAUUUGAGAUCUUAGAAGCUAUCACCAAACUUCUCAACCACAACGUCACUCCUUGUUUGCCUCUCCGUGGCACCGUUACCGCUUCCGGCGAUCUCAUCCCUCUUUCUUAUAUUCUCUCUCUCCUUGUUGGUCGCCCUAAUUCCCAAGCCAUUGGACCUUCCGGAGAGUUUCUCACUCCCAAGCAAGCUUUCCUUCUUGCCGGCAUCAAUACUAACCACAACGCAGGCAUUAAUACUAAUAAAUCAUCAAGUGAUGAGAGAGAUACAGUCAGGUUCUUUGAAUUGCAGCCAAAGGAAGGCCUUGCUCUUGUGAAUGGCACAGCCGUUGGUUCUGGAUUGGCUUCCAUGGUGCUUUUUGAGGCAAAUAUUUUAGCUUUAUUGUCAGAAGUUUCAUCCGCCGUUUUUGCUGAAGUAAUGCAUGCGAAACCAGAAUUCACUCACCAAAUGAUUCACAAUCUCAAGCACCAUCCUGGUCAGAUUGAAGCUGCUGCAAUUAUGGAACACAUUUUAGAUGGAAGCUCUUAUGUGAAUGAUCAAUCCCUUAGAUCACAAAAGCCUAAGAAGGAACGAUAUGCUCUUAUUACUUCUCCUCAAUGGCUAGGUCCACAGAUUGAAGUCAUCAGAUAUUCCACAAAGUCCAUUGAAAGAGAGAUAAACUCUGUGAACGACAAUCCUUUGAUUGUCGUUUCACAUAACAAGGCUUUCCAUGGUGGUAAUUUCCAAGGCACGCCCAUUGGAGUUUCCAUGGAUAACGUGCGUUUAGCUGUAGCUUCCAUCGGCAAGCUCGUCUUUGCACAGUUCACUGAACUCGUAAACGACAUGUACAACAACGGGUUGCCAUCUAAUCUCUCUGCUUCUAGAAACCCUAGUUUGGAUUAUGGUUUUAAAGCAUCUGAAGUUGCAAUGGCUUCUUACUGUUCUGAACUUCAGUUCUUGGCAAAUCCAGUGACGAGUCAUGUUCAAAGUGCAGAACAUCACAACCAAGAUGUGAACUCUUUGGGUUUGAUUUCUGCGAGAAAAACUAGUGAGGCUGUUGGGAUCUUGAAGCUCAUGUGCUCAACUUAUUUGGCUGCACUAUGUCAAGCCAUUGAUCUGAGACACUUGGAAGAAAUCUUCAUUGUUACAGUCAAAAACACUAUAAGCCGAGUUACAAAGAAGACAAACCCAUUUUGUGAUGAAGAAGAUUUACUCAAAGUGGUUGAUAAUGAGUAUGUCUUUUCCUACAUUGACGAUCCCUUCAAUGCUUCAUACCCCUUGAUGCCAAAACUUAAACAAGUUCUUUAUGAGAAAGCACACAAGAACGCUGUGAAAGAGAGGAACAAUAACAGUGCUGCAGUAUUUGAGAAAAUUGAGUAUUUUGAGAAUGAGUUGAGGCUUGUUUUGCCGAAGGAAAUUGAAAGAGCAAGGGUUGGUUAUGAGAAUGGUGAACCAGAGAUUCCAAAUAGAAUUAAGGAGUGUAGGUCAUACCCACUAUACAAGUUUGUGAGGGAAGAUUUAAAGACUGGGUUGCUUACUGGGGAAAAGAUCAAGUCACCAGAUGAGGACUUUGAUAAAGUGUUCAAGGCAAUUUGUGAUGCAAGGAUUGUUGAUCCAAUUUUGGAGUGCCUUGCAGAUUGGAAAGGAGUUCCGAUUUCAAUGUGACAAUGCUUUUUCUUUCUAGGUAUACCCAUAACCAGCAAUCUGACUGUUAUUCAAAGGGUUCUCUUCUCUCUAAUGCUUUCCAUACACAAUUUUACAAAGCGAACCUUGGAAUGAUGUUCAAGGAACUCGGACUGCUAGGGACAAAUUUAGCUACUUGCUUCCAUUAUAAUGUUGUUUUACUUUUUGGCCCCUUAUAGGUUCAGUUCUAGAUCUGUCUUUGCAAAACACUACCAUCCGUGUCACAUCCACUACUCUGUGUUUGUGGUUUGCAUGAAAUAAAUCACUUGGUGGUAUAUUUUUCUGGUGU
This is a messenger RNA of Prosopis cineraria, 2531 nucleotides long. RefSeq names its product phenylalanine ammonia-lyase class 3-like. The coding region runs from base 98 to 2224 and encodes 708 amino acids. Gene Ontology annotation, cellular component: cytoplasm. Gene Ontology annotation, molecular function: phenylalanine ammonia-lyase activity. Gene Ontology annotation, biological process: L-phenylalanine catabolic process. The record is from RefSeq and is a predicted model, not a curated record. Lineage: Eukaryota; Viridiplantae; Streptophyta; Magnoliopsida; Fabales; Fabaceae. The transcript has 3 exons.